AUGCAGGUCCCAGGAGUCACCUUGGAAGACUUGCAAGCCUUCCAAGCAGCUCAUUUCCCCGGUCCCCACAAACCAUUGAUUCCCCCAACAACAGAACCCGCGCAAGAUGAAAGUUCUUUCGACGAGGCAGAGGAGGAUUUGGGAUACUACCCCGACGGCGUGAAAAGGACCCUCACUGACGAGCAAAUUCGGAUCUUUCGACACAGUGAGAUCCACGCGCUGUUGCGUGCGCGACAGCUUGAAGAAGAUGAUGCUGAGUACGAAGCGCGUCGACACGCCGCCAAUGACGACGGGGUGGAAAAUAGCCAUGAGGGUGACACGAAGGCUGUGAACGCAAGCGUAAACAUUGCUGGUUCCAAAAGACGGCGCUCCGCUGGCGGGCGAAAGCCCAACACUCAGCGUCCACAAAAUGCUCCUUCUGAUCUCGACUACGAAGCAUCAACUCAAGACACCACAAAGCCCAAACCGGAGAAGCAUGUCGCGUAUCUCGGUCGAAAGAUCGUUUCCUAUGCGGACUGA
This is a messenger RNA of Penicillium maclennaniae, 519 nucleotides long. RefSeq names its product DUF3807 domain-containing protein. Bases 1 to 519 code for a protein of 172 amino acids. The record is from RefSeq and is a predicted model, not a curated record. NCBI's taxonomy places the organism in Eukaryota, Fungi, Ascomycota, Eurotiomycetes, Eurotiales, Aspergillaceae. The transcript has 2 exons.